This is a messenger RNA of Ilex paraguariensis (yerba mate), 1653 nucleotides long. The record is from the annotation of a GenBank genome assembly. NCBI's taxonomy places the organism in Eukaryota, Viridiplantae, Streptophyta, Magnoliopsida, Aquifoliales, Aquifoliaceae.
UUUAGAUUUUACAGGAAGCUCUGUUAUUUCCUUUGGCCCUGUUUGAGCCCCAGCUUUAGGUUUUUUCACGAGGAACUCUGAUAUUUUUGGUUCUCUGUUUUAGUUUGCGAUCAAGAAUUGAGGGUUUUCUUGUAAAGCGUAAUUUCGUUUGGUUUUUGAAGGUUUUGUUUCUUUUGUGCUCAUCAGGUAGGUGGAGAUACUAUGGCAAUGAAUCUUUCCAAGGAUCCAAUGUUUAGUACAGAAAAGAGUUUGUUUUCUGCGAAAGAGAUGGAUAAUGUGUACCUGAUGGAGGAGUGCCCAGAUAAGAGAUUGGCUAGAUUUGGUGAUUAUUGGAAUCUCGAGUGGAAAUCAGAGAGUAUUUGUGAUUAUAAAAAGGAGAAAUCUGAGAAGCUGUAUGAUGAUAUCCUUGAUUUAUUGCCCUCUGAUCCUUUUGGUAUGGAUAUGUCUGCUACGGUGACGGCAAUCUCGGGUUGGUUUGGGGAUCUUGAGAUGGAUUUUGGGUUAAACACCCUUGGGUUUGGGACUGAUGAAAUUGAGGUCAAGAAAGGGGACGAUCAUCAAGUAUUUGCAGGAUUGAAUUUGGUUUGGAACGGUGCCAUGGGGUUUUAUCCAGGGACAGACAGAAAAGUAAUGGGGUCUGCAAUGGAUAAACAGUUAUGUGAUGCGUUGUGUGGUGAUUCUUUUCUUUUCGAUAGCAACGCAGAAGACUUUGUGGGUUCUAGCAAUGGAAAACGUUGGGAUUCUGCUACUGCUGCUACAAAACAAGAAGGGUGUUCAGAAGUUUAUAUAGAUGGUAGUGUAGGCGCUCCCCAUGAUGCUUUGUUUUUUGCUCUCGGCUAUCUGGGUGUGAGUGACCUUCUCUCUGUCGAAAGAGUUUGCAAAUCUUUGCGUGAUACAGUGCGAAACGAUCCCCUUCUGUGGAGAAGUAUUCACAUAGAUCAUCCAUUAAGUAUGAAAACAACUGAUGAUGCUCUUUUAAAGCUAACUAGCAGGGCUCAAGGCAAUCUUCAAUGCUUGAGUCUCGUGGAGUGCUUGAAGAUUACUGAUAGUGGCUUAAAGCGCGUGCUUGAAACCAAUUCCGGGCUUACGAAGUUAAGUGUUCCAGGAUGUGUGAAGCUCAGUGUUGAAGGUAUCCUCUGUAGCUUAAAAGAGGUUUUCAAGUCUGCAGGCACGCCUGGAAUAAAGCACCUAAGAAUUGGUGGGUUAUUUGGUGUGACAAACAAACAGUUUGAAGAGUUCAAGUUUUUGCUAGGUGCAGGCAACCACAAGCAGCUCAGUGCCCAGAAACCACGGUUUUAUGGUGCAGGGCAGUUGUAUCUAUCUGUUGAUGAUGAUCGUGCAAUUGAUAUUGAACCAUGUCCUAGAUGCCAGAAAGUCAGACAGGUCUAUGAUUGCCCAGCAGAGAGUUGCCAAGGGAAACACCAUGCCACACAGUUGUGCAGGGCUUGCACUCUUUGCAUUGCUCGUUGUAUAAGUUGUGGAUGUUGCAUUGGUGGAUGUGAAUAUCAAGAGACGUUCUGUUUAGACUUGAUUUGUAUGGAUUGUUGCAAGCAGCUUUUGAAUUGCCAGGAGAAACAGGAAGAAACAAGCACUCCCUUGAGGCAUACUGUUUUCCAUCAGCAGGAAAGUUACCAUUUGUAUCUCUGUAGCUAG